Messenger RNA from Danio aesculapii, 1678 nucleotides. RefSeq names its product synaptotagmin VIII (gene syt8). Gene Ontology annotation, biological process: regulation of dopamine secretion; calcium ion-regulated exocytosis of neurotransmitter; synaptic vesicle endocytosis. Bases 183 to 1376 code for a protein of 397 amino acids. The record is from RefSeq and is a predicted model, not a curated record. The transcript has 9 exons. NCBI's taxonomy places the organism in Eukaryota, Metazoa, Chordata, Actinopteri, Cypriniformes, Danionidae. Gene Ontology annotation, cellular component: dense core granule; axon; synaptic vesicle membrane. Gene Ontology annotation, molecular function: syntaxin binding; calcium-dependent phospholipid binding; clathrin binding.
AACACUUUGAGAAGAGCUGCCUAUGAGUGACCUGGUCUUAUUGUCAAAUUACUUUUGGAUUCCAGCGCAAGACAAUGACUGGAUUGUUCAAUACGGCAGAAGUGGACAAGAAGGCCUGACAGGAGAACUGGAACACAGAGUAGAGAGUGAAAAAGUGACCAACAAGUCUCAUCCAUUUAACAAUGACAUCAAGACCGUCAGUAAAACCAACUAAAACCCCUCACACCAACAGCACAACAGCUGCUCAGGGGUUCCUGCCCUCUUUACUGGACAGGAUUCCUUUGCCAAGAUGGGCCAUCUAUGCUAUAUUUGCUGCCAUCGUCCUGCUCAUUCUUAUUUGUGUGAUAUGCUGCUGUGUAAAAUGCUGCUGCAAAGGGAAAAAGAAGAGGAAAAAGAAGCCAGAUGAGAAAAUCAACAUGAAAGGGAUCUCAGGAACUACAACCACAGCACUGGUCCAGCCUGAGGCAGAGGAUGCUGAAUAUGGCUCAUCUGACCAGCAGAGAGGAAAAUUGCAGUACUCACUUGAGUUCAAUGCAUCCAGAUCUGAGUUGACUGUAGGAAUAAAAGAAGCUGCUGCUUUGAAAGCGAUGGAUUCAGGAGGGACGUCUGACCCCUAUGUGAAAGUCUACAUCCUACCCAACAAGUCCAAAACAUUUGAGACAAAAGUCUUCAGGAAGACCCUUAACCCUGUGUUCAAUGAAAAUUUCAAAUAUCAGAUCCCUCAAAAGGAGCUAACCGAGUCGACGCUAGUGAUGCAAGUGUAUGACUUUAACCGAUUCUCCAAGCAUGACAUUAUAGGAGAGAUCAGACUGAUUCUGUCCACGGUGGACUGGAAUCAUGUGAUUGAAGAGUGGAGAGAUCUGAGCGAAGCUUCCAAACACGAGCAAGAGCAUCUGGGAGAGAUUUGCUUUUCUCUUCGUUAUGUCCCGACUAGUAGUAAACUUACUGUGAUCAUUCUGGAAGCCAAAAACCUGAAGAAGAUGGACCAGGGUGGCUCUUCAGACCCUUAUGUGAAAGUACAACUGAUUCUUGAACAGAAGAAGUGGAAAAAGAAGAAAACAUCAGUGAAGAAGCGGACGCUCAAUCCGUACUUUAAUGAGUCUUUCACUUUUGAUGUGUCGUUUGAACAGAUUCAGAAAGUCCAGUUGGUCAUCUCAGUGUGGGAUCAUGACAAAAUGAGCAGAAAUGAUGCGAUCGGCAAGAUCUAUCUGGGCUGUGAUGCCACAGGAAACCAGCUGCGCCACUGGGCCGAUAUGCUGUCCAAUCCACGCAAGCCUGUGGCUCAGUGGCACACUUUACUGUCCGCUGAACAGGUGGACACGACACUGGCCCUAAAACACACACUAAAGAUCCCAUUCACAAACAAAAACUUCUGAUGAGCUUUCAAUUACAAAAACACACAAUUUCCUUUAUCCUUUUAUUAAGUUUCCCAGACCUUGGGACCAGACAAAAGGACCAGUAGGAAUAAAAUCUAGUCUUUCUUUAUUAUUUAUUUAUGAGGGUCCAUAAUGUUUAAGUGAAACAUUCCAGUUUCUUAAUGUUAUGCAUUUUGAAAGCAACAGCUUUAUGCUUGAAUAUACUAACAAUACAUUUUAAAACAGCGAAAGGGAACAUUCUUAGAGGAGUUCUCAGUAAGAUUCCUUAAAAAUAAAAUCCACUUAUACAGUCUAAGUCCUUU